Messenger RNA from Penicillium oxalicum, 1026 nucleotides. RefSeq names its product putative 3-oxo-5-alpha-steroid 4-dehydrogenase. The record is from RefSeq and is a predicted model, not a curated record. Bases 1 to 1026 code for a protein of 341 amino acids. NCBI's taxonomy places the organism in Eukaryota, Fungi, Ascomycota, Eurotiomycetes, Eurotiales, Aspergillaceae. Gene Ontology annotation, cellular component: endoplasmic reticulum. Gene Ontology annotation, molecular function: 3-oxo-5-alpha-steroid 4-dehydrogenase activity. The transcript is spliced from 3 exons. Gene Ontology annotation, biological process: polyprenol catabolic process; dolichol-linked oligosaccharide biosynthetic process.
AUGGACGUUAUCGCUCAUAUUGACAAGGCCCUGGAGGCAGCACAGAUGGACGCUGUCGACAUCUUGCGCACCUUCUUCCUCCUCGCUGCCGCGACGACAGUGUCAAUCAGUCUCCCUUCAUCGCUACGCGAUAGGUUUCUCCCCUAUGGCCCACGUGCGACAAAGACUGCGACGGCGCCUGCGCCUGCACCUGCACCGAGCGACGACGCCGCUGCUUCGUGUCGACCAGACGCGCAAGCAUCGGAACCCUCCCCAGCUCCACGUCAUGCCUCUCGUUCAGGAAUCUUGGACUACCUUGCAACCUGGCAGGUGCCACACAGCUACUUCACCCAAUUCUACAUCACUUCCGUUGCAUCCUCGAUAUUCUGGGCGGCCCAGUUGGUCUGGCGCGGGCGCAUCUUUCAUGCCAUUGCAUCGCGGGUGAGCGAGGAGCAUUCUCAGCAAUCGAUGGCCCUCACGCAAGUGCUCAUUUGCUGGAUCCUCCUUGCCAUCCAAGGCUCCCGGCGGCUGUGGGAGAGUUUCAUCUUUGCCAAACCUUCCACCUCGAAAAUGUCGAUAGCGCAUUGGCUGCUUGGCUUGGGGUUCUAUCUUGCGGCGGGGGUCGCAAUUUGGAUUGAGGGAUCAGGAGCGAUCCAGACCUCCCGUCUGACCCUGGCUGAUUUCCAAUUCACCAAUGCUCCCUCCAUUCGAACCUUAGUCUGUGUGCCGCUGUUCCUCAUCGCGUCCGGAUUCCAGCAUGACUGUCACCAUUUUCUCUUCUCGCUGAAGAAGUAUACUCUCCCGGAUCAUCCACUUUUCCGAGGCAUUGUGUGCCCACACUACGGGGCCGAGUGUAUCAUCUACCUCUCGCUCACAUACCUGGCUGCACCCCCCGGUCAGGUGGUCAAUAAGACUAUGUUGAGCUGUCUGAUCUUCGUGGUGGUCAAUCUGGGACUGACGGCGCAAAACACCAAGGCGUGGUAUAUGCAGAAAUUUGGCCGGGAGGCUGUGCAGGAUCGAUGGCUGAUGAUUCCAUACCUCUUCUAG